CCCCGACUCCUCGGGGAAAUCGUCCACCACGACGCGUAUCCUGCCAUCACCCUCACAACAUCCAUCAUGAUCCGCACUCCCGCCAGCCUGCGUAAAUCCUGCGGAAAUCCUACGACUGUAUCAUCGUUGUCAUCGACGGCGGCGUUUCGAGCCUCCUCGUCGCCAACCGGCUCAUCAGCGAGGACCCAGCGAGACCCAGCGGCGAGGACCCAGCGAGACCCCAGCGAGGACCCAGCGGCGAGUGGAGUGUGCUCGUCGUCAAGUCCUCGUCGUCGAGGCGGGGGGAUUGUAAGUCUUCCCACCUUCCCCUUCCCCAGGCGCCGGCGGGCGGGAGUUCCUCGUCCCCGGCGAUGUCGGCAAGACUACAGUAUGGGCACGGCGUACGACUGGCAGGUACCGUCAGUGGCGCAGGAGCAGGAGCAGCUGGUCAACGGCAACGGCAACAUCACGAUCCCGCUAGGCAGGGUAAGGUAGUUGGCGGGGGGAGCGCGAUCAACGGGAUGAUAUUCCAGCUUGUCCAGCGGGGGGCGCCGGCGGACUACGAUGUGUGGGCAGCGCUGCGGAACCAGGGUGGGGCGCCGGCGGGGAUGCUGUUGUACUUCCUAAAGACCGAGACGUCCACGCUCCGCUGAUUCUGAGUGCGCAUCUGCAGGCGGGGAUGUAUGCGCUUGCCGAGAGGGCGGCGGAUCUGGUCAAGGAGGAUUGGAAGUAGAUGAGAAGGUACUCGUGUUUGAUAUUGGACUUUCUUGUGGCAUCUUUCCAUC
This is a messenger RNA of Tricharina praecox, 764 nucleotides long. RefSeq lists its product as uncharacterized. The transcript has a single exon. The record is from RefSeq and is a predicted model, not a curated record. Bases 351 to 632 code for a protein of 93 amino acids. Gene Ontology annotation, molecular function: oxidoreductase activity, acting on CH-OH group of donors; flavin adenine dinucleotide binding. NCBI's taxonomy places the organism in Eukaryota, Fungi, Ascomycota, Pezizomycetes, Pezizales, Pyronemataceae.